UUGACGUACGUUUUCAAGCGCUACUUGCGAUUGAGCGAACGCGGUGACAAGUGUGUGGAUAUAUUUUUUAUUUUUUUUUUUUAUGAUUAUCGCUGGUCACUGAUCGGCACUUGUACGCGAUUAUGGCUUUCGUAUUCAGCGCUUCCGGCACUGUACAGAGGCUACAAAGGAUUUUCCAGAGAGCUUAUUCGGAUGCCAAAUAUCCUCAAAUCACAACUCAUUACACAGUAAUACCCAGGGAGACAGAUUCAAGAUGGAAAGAUGUAAAUAUGGAGAGGUAUGUGGACGAAACCGACAUUUUAAUUGUUGGUGGCGGACCAGCUGGAUUAUCGGCAGCUAUUCAGGCUCGUCGAUUGGCAGAGAAGUAUGGCAAGGAACUCAGAGUUACUCUUGUUGAAAAGGCAUCUACAAUCGGUGGACAUAUUCUUAGUGGUGCCUGUUUGGAUCCAAUUGCAAUGAAUGAGCUCUUUCCAAAUUGGAAAGAAUUAGGUGCACCGCUAAAUACUCCUGUUACGGAAGACAAAUUUGCAUUUCUUACGGAAAAGAAAAGAAUAUCUAUACCUAUUUUUAAAGGAAUGCCAAUGUAUAAUCAUGGAAAUUAUAUAGUAAGAUUAGGACACGUUGUGGCAUGGCUUGGUGAACAAGCAGAAGCUGCUGGGGUCGAAAUGUAUCCUGGUUACGCCGCAUCAGAAGUCCUAUAUCAUGAAGAUGGGUCAGUCAAAGGAGUAGCUACAAAUGAUGUUGGUAUUGCUAAAAAUGGUUCACCCAAAGAUGUAUUUGAACGGGGCAUGGAACUUCAUGCAAAAUGUACCAUAUUUGCAGAAGGCUGUCACGGUCAUCUGACAAAACAAUUGUCAAAGAAAUUGAAUCUUAGGAAAGAUUGUGAGCCGCAGACAUAUGGCAUUGGAUUAAAAGAGGUUUGGGAGAUAGAGCCAAGCAAACAUAAACCUGGAGCAGUUGAACAUACAGUUGGCUGGCCACUUAAUAGAAAUACAUAUGGCGGAUCAUUUUUAUAUCAUCUGAAUGAAGAAAUACCUCUAGUUGCUGUAGGCUUUGUUGUAGGAUUGGAUUAUACCAAUCCCUAUCUAUCUCCAUUCAAAGAGUUUCAGAGGUUUAAACAACAUCCCAGUAUUAGACCAACAUUUGAAGGAGGAAAAAGAAUAGCUUACGGUGCUAGAGCAUUAGUGGAAGGUGGAUUCCAAUCCAUUCCCAAGCUUCAAUUUCCUGGUGGUUGCCUUAUCGGAUGUACGGCAGGUUUUCUAAAUGUGCCCAAAAUUAAAGGAACUCAUAACGCUAUGAAAAGUGGCAUGUUGGCUGCAGAAAGCGUUGUUGAAGCGAUUAUAGACGCAGAAAAUAAUAUUUCAUCGACGAAAGGUUUAGAACCGAAAACAUAUACAAAUAAAAUAAAAAAUAGUUGGAUCUAUAAGGAACUGAAAGCUGUAAGAAACAUGAGGCCCAGUUUCCAUUCUUCUCUUGGACUUUACGGUGGCUUGAUGUAUUCAGGAUUUUCCAUGUUAAUGGGUGGAAAGGAGCCGUGGACUUUUUCCCAUGGAGGACCUGAUUAUAAGAAGCUGAAAUCUGCAGCUGAGUCGACGCCCAUAGAAUAUCCUAAACCGGAUAAUGAAGUGUCCUUCGAUCUUCUAUCAUCAGUGGCUCUAACCGGUACCAAUCACGAAGCUGAUCAACCAGCCCAUUUAACUUUAAUGGAUGAUACUAUUCCAGUGAAGAGAAAUCUAGUUGAAUUUGCUGGUCCGGAAGGGCGAUUUUGUCCUGCUGGUGUUUAUGAAUUCGUGCCAUUGGAAAGCGGAGACGGCGAGAGAUUGCAGAUAAAUGCGCAGAAUUGCAUUCAUUGCAAGACUUGCGACAUCAAGGAUCCGAGCCAAAACAUCAAUUGGGUCGUGCCUGAGGGUGGCGGCGGGCCAGCUUACAACGGCAUGUAAAUUCGGUCGACUAAUGAAUUCGGUCGUUGAAUGCGUUUGAACGUGCAAUGUUCGAUAAUUAUUUCAUUGCUCAAUAUUGGCUUUAUAUCUUUUUCGACGAACCGUAGAUAUAUCGUGGUAUCGUAAUUAUGUUUUCGAUCCUGCGAAUAUAAUUGGGUAUUUUUAAUGAUUAUAUGCAACGAGUUUUCUGAAUUUCGUGCGUUACACAAUGGUAUAAUUAUUGAAUAUAUUGCACAAAUAGUGUAAUUAUUUCUGAUUCAAACAGUUUAUACGAUUCGAAAUUAAUUCGAUAAAGAAACGGGCGAUUUAUAUCUUUUUUAUCGUGUGCUGGUGUACAUACGUCAAUUUCGUAAUUGUACAUAUAUAAAAUUCUUCUCCAUUGACGGGCAAUUUACAAAAUUUAUUACUUGCUAGGAUAAUGUCUAUUUGGAUCGUUGAACAGAUUGGGAAACAUCAUGUGAUACAUUAAUUUGAUGAGAAAUCUAUGUGUUCUCUUCCUAGAUCUCUUUGCGAUAUACUUUUCUAUUGAAAGUAUAAGAGAAAUAAAAUGUUUCUCGGAUGCGAAGAGGAACAUUUGUAUAACAGUGUUCUAUUGUUACUACUUUUUGAUAUUAGUUUAAAAAUGAAUCAAUUUGUACAUUAUAUUUUUAUACAGGGAAAUAUAUAUAUUUACAAUUCCAA
Molecule: messenger RNA, 2621 nt
Organism: Formica exsecta
Lineage: Eukaryota; Metazoa; Arthropoda; Insecta; Hymenoptera; Formicidae
Gene: Etf-QO
Product: electron transfer flavoprotein-ubiquinone oxidoreductase, mitochondrial
Exons: 8
Coding region: 123-1940 (605 amino acids)
Biological process (GO): electron transport chain
Cellular component (GO): mitochondrial inner membrane
Molecular function (GO): electron-transferring-flavoprotein dehydrogenase activity; iron-sulfur cluster binding
Source: RefSeq, a predicted model, not a curated record